AUGCUGUCCGGUCAUGCCUCCGGUGAGGCGGUGAUAGCUGUGGUCUCGACAAUGACUGGGCUUGCUGUUGCGCUGGUUGCGCUGAGGUUGUAUGCGCGAAUCUGGGUGUCGAAGAAUGCUGGGUGGGAUGAUACGUUCAUUGUCACAUCGGCGCUGUUCUCAGUAGCGACAAUGGUCACGAUGAUCGUGCAAGUAGAUACUGGCCUUGGGAGACAUGUCUGGACCAUGGACAAACACGAAGCCAUGCUGAACUUGCGGGCAUUCUGGGCCUCAAUCAUCGUCUACAACGUCGCCCUCACCAGCACCAAACUCUCCAUCCUACUACAAUACCUCCGAAUCUUCCCCAUGAAACCCUUCAGGAUCGCCACCUGGAUCAUGAUCGGCAUAGUAAUCGCAUACUUCAUCUGGCGCUUCUUCACGCAAAUUUUCGCCUGCGUCCCACCAGCCGCAUACUGGGACCACUCCAUCAAACCAAGACACUGCAUAAACCGCACAGCAACCUCCUUCGCCAGCACGGCUCUUAACAUGGUAACGGACCUCAUCAUCGCGGCCUUUCCUCUCCCUAUGCUCCGCCAACUCGAACUCCCUACCCGUCAGCGUAGAGCCCUCAUGGCCGUCUUCGCCCUCGGCGGUUUCGUCUGCAUCAUCUCAAUCCUCCGCCUCCCAUUCCUCUAUGCGGGUAUUCACACGGAUGACGUUAGCUACCACAACCCCAUGGCCGCCAUCCUCUCCAACAUCGAAUGCAACAUCGGAAUCCUCUGCUCCUGCAUCCCAACCCUGCGCUGUCUGUUUCCGAAAAUGUUCAACAAUGCCUCCUCCUCCUCCUACAUGUUCUCAUCCUCGCAGUCCUCGUCAGGCCUGCACUCGAGGAAAGCACACUACGCUUUCGGGACGGACUCGUUCGGGACGAGAAGGGGGCCUAUUAGUUCUCACGCCACGGGUCCGGGAAUCUCUUCGUCGAGGAAGGGGAAUGGUCAUUUUAGGGGCCUUUCGGGAAGGGAUCCGGCGUUGCUGGAUGGGGCGGAUAGUAUUGAUCAGAUUGAGUUGGAGAGUAGGUUGGAUCCGGGGAGUGAGGCGAUUCAUGUUAGGACGGAGAUUGAUCAGACUAGUGUGGGGCUUGAGGUGCUGAGUGAUCGGGAGAGUUGGGGGGAUUUGGGGAGGGAGAGGAGUUUGAGUCAUUUUUGA
This is a messenger RNA of Fulvia fulva, 1185 nucleotides long. Its product is annotated as Satratoxin biosynthesis SC1 cluster protein 4. The transcript has 3 exons. The coding region runs from base 1 to 1185 and encodes 394 amino acids. NCBI's taxonomy places the organism in Eukaryota, Fungi, Ascomycota, Dothideomycetes, Mycosphaerellales, Mycosphaerellaceae. The record is from RefSeq and is a predicted model, not a curated record.